AUUAAAAUCAAGCUGAUUACAAGAGACACCAAAAAAAAGGAUAAAUAUCUCAGACCUGACAAGCAUGGUAUUGUCCGUCAAGCUGUGAUCAAAUUUGAAGGCGUGCACAAUCAUCACAUCUUAAGUGCGGACACACUUCGAUUAAAUCGAGUAGAUCCAUCGACUGCCGCUCUGUUCGACAAAUAUUUUGACGAUGGGAGUACAGCUGCUCAAGCAAAGAAACGUCACGAAGACUUACUUAUCAGCAAUGAUGAUUUUGUGAAUCUUGCUGAUGCUAAUAUUAACCCUACCAAAAGAACUGUCUCCUAUUUGUUUGACAAAUGGUCAAAUAAGCAAUUUGGUGUAAAAUCUUUAACACCAAUUGAAAAGACUCAAGAAAAAAUUGCUUCUGGAGAUUACAUUUCAAGAGAUGUUCUUGUUAAGACUUCAAUGGAGGAUGGCGAGUGGUGCAUCCUCAUUGUGACACCCUUGAUGAAAAGGGUGCAAGAACUGCCGCACUCUGGUGAAACACUCUUCCUUGAUUCAACCUCACAUGUUGAUGUGACUCACUGCACCUUUACAUCAAUGUGCUCUGCCACAAAAGCUGGUGCAAUGCCACUUUGCAUUUUGCUGCAAAGCCACCAGACUCAGACUUGCUAUGAGAUGGCCUUUAACUUGUACAAGAGAGAAUGUCCAAAAGGAUUUGGUGGCUCUGAGGCGCCUAGUGUCGUAAUGACAGAUGACAGUUCUGCGGAACGAAAGGCGGUUGAGUCGGUGUGGCCAACAGCACGUAGGUUGCUAUGUGUGUUUCACGUACUCUCGGCGGAGUGGAAGUGGCUCCUUUCCAACUGCAAUAAAAAUGAUAGGCAGAAAUUAAUGAAUCUAUAUUACAAGGCUGUCUAUGCUAACACAUUGGAGGAAUUUGAAAGUGCUUCGGAGAGCAUUUUAGCUCAAAAUGAGGCGCAUCCUAAGUAUGUGAAACGCUUUCAAAAGUUUGCAAAACGAGUGGAAGAGUGGGCUAUCUAUGCACGAGUUGGUGCUAUGAAUAGAGGCAAUGAUACCAACAACUUUGCUGAGACUAGUAUUAAAAUUGCUAAAGAGGCUGUUAUGCAAAGAAUGAAAGCUUAUAACCCUGUGGCUCUGAUCGAGUUUGUUAUCGUACCGAUGGAUGACUAUUACAAGAGACGAUUGCUUGACCAUGCACACAACCGACAUUCGGCACAUUCACUGGUUUUCGACAAGAUGCUUAAGCGAGCUUCGUCCAUUGACCCCAACAAGAUCAUCAAAAUUGACGAAAACCUAAUACAGCGUGCCAAGUUCAAUCUCAGCUGAGACGUUUUAUGAAGUCAGAACAGACAGUGGAUUUUGCUCCUGCAAAUCUGGGGAGAGGGGAGCUUUUUGUAAGCAUAUGGCUUUGCUUGUGAAGUAUAAAAAGGCAGCAAUUCCCUCAGCUCCACCACUCCUCAGUUCUGACCGAAAACUUCUAGCCAAAGUGGCCCUUGGCGACAAAACCCUGCCGACUAGCUUCUACUUAGGGCGAACUGAGGUUGCGUCACCUACUAGCUCUCCACAAAAAGGAAAUCAAUGCAAUAGCCAUGACGAAGCAUCUGAUGACAAUGAAGAUGAGUUUUUUUACAAUAAUGAGAUGGAAGUUGCUACAGAGACAGAGGAAAAUGUCUUUGAUGAAGCCGACAGGGCCGAAAAGAGGAAGCAGCUGGAGAACGACUUCAGCGACUUCCUCGACUUAGCUUUGGUUAAUAUUUCACCUGAACUUGUUGAAAAGAUGGGAAAGGCACUCCGAAAGCCAAAAACUACUCCAGCUGCUCAAGCUGCUUUGGUGGCUUUUUACAGAGCUGUCAACUCUGUGCUGUCCAAGAAGGGUCGCACUGGUGUUAAUCCAUCUGGUCGAGCAAGGCGUCGAGUAGGAGUAUCCAAGGGAGCAGCUCAAAUCGCAAGUGGUCGACCUCCGAAGUCUCAGUCGGAUAACAAUGGUCCUAAAAAAAGAAAGAGAGAUCUCAGUCAGGCUGUCAAGGACAACUGUGCAAAUGCAAAAUCGCAUUAAAUAGUCAUAUGCAUCACAU
Molecule: messenger RNA, 2060 nt
Organism: Neocloeon triangulifer
Lineage: Eukaryota; Metazoa; Arthropoda; Insecta; Ephemeroptera; Baetidae
Exons: 8
Coding region: 430-1311 (293 amino acids)
Source: RefSeq, a predicted model, not a curated record